This is a messenger RNA of Penicillium odoratum, 717 nucleotides long. RefSeq names its product Ran GTPase-binding protein MOG1 (gene mog1). Bases 1 to 717 code for a protein of 238 amino acids. The transcript has 2 exons. Lineage: Eukaryota; Fungi; Ascomycota; Eurotiomycetes; Eurotiales; Aspergillaceae. Gene Ontology annotation, molecular function: guanyl-nucleotide exchange factor activity; small GTPase binding. Gene Ontology annotation, biological process: protein import into nucleus. The record is from RefSeq and is a predicted model, not a curated record. Gene Ontology annotation, cellular component: nucleus.
AUGUCAGAAGUCAAAGAGCAAGACUUCUUUGGCGGGGCAAUUCGUGGUGUGGUUCCACAGAACUGGGUUGACGCCAGCAACCUCCGCGAAAUUCCUGACCACCAGGAACUAUUCCUUUCACGCGACACGCUGUCCAACCUAAUCAUUGAGAUCAACCAGCGUGCCUCUCAAGAAGAAGCAUUGAGCACCCUUGCUACUCUCAGCCAACAGCAGCCUUCACUACUAGUCGGCAGCGGCAGUGCCACUAGCGCAACACCCGAGACGGUUGACCAAGCAGCCGCUUUGUAUCAUCUGCACGAUCUCUGCGAAGAAGGCGAUUCCAUGCACGUAGUUGAACUUCCAAAGCGCGUGACGUUGGGCCGAUUGGCUUCCAAUGCGCCACCUGGAUCAUCGAUCAGUGCGUACAGGGGUAUUGUUGAGUUUAAGUCAGUUCCUCGUCGCCGGGAUCAGCGCGUGCCCGCUGUGGAACCUGGUGCCGCGGUUGCGGGUGUUUCAAUGGAUAGUGCGCCGGCUACCAAUUCUUUGACUUGUCACUUCCUCCUUGUGCGGCUCGAGGCGCAGGAGACCGAUCUUUUGACUUUCUUCAAUGUGCCGCAUCAGGAAUUUGAUAAGGGGGGCGAUGCGGGUGGUUUGUCGAAAGAGGAGAGCACUGCGGAGGAUGUUAUGAAGUCGGUGGAGGAGAAAAUGCAGAUUUUGGACUGGGGACUUUUUGUUUAG